Messenger RNA from Alnus glutinosa, 6023 nucleotides. Its product is annotated as protein SHOOT GRAVITROPISM 6. The transcript is spliced from 51 exons. NCBI's taxonomy places the organism in Eukaryota, Viridiplantae, Streptophyta, Magnoliopsida, Fagales, Betulaceae. Gene Ontology annotation, cellular component: cytoplasm. The record is from RefSeq and is a predicted model, not a curated record. The coding region runs from base 397 to 5598 and encodes 1733 amino acids.
CGGUGGAUAUUGGAUAAGUAGUAGAAGGGGGAACACGGGCAGCAAUCUGCGGAUCAAAUAUCAAUUGAAAAGCGAGCUCCCAAUACUUCCAGAUACGUUAACGUCUCACUAGAUUGCAAGCUCACGUUACCGAGCUCGAUGCGAGCUGUCCUAACCGCAAGAACUUGGUUAUUUUAUCGAUGUGGGACAGUAACGAACACUGAACUGAAGUCAAUUCUCUAGGUUUAAAAAUUCCCGUCGGAAAUUUCGUUGUGGGUCCCUCAAGGACCAGCGGCGCUGCGCUGUAUCUAUCUGCCCUCUGAGGCCAACCACGGUGUCGUCUUCUUCUUGUUUCAAGUUAUUCUUUCACUUUCUCAUUUCUUUGUCUUUCCUCUGUUCUUCCGAUCCCCAUUUUCCAUGGCGUCUUCAAGCGCCGGAAACUCAAUCCCUGCGCCAGAGGCUGUUCAGGUUAUCGUCUCGUUGCUCGCGGACGAAUCCCCGGUCGUCAGAGAGGCCUCCUCCGCUUCUCUCAAGGACAUCGCCGCCUUGAACCCGCUUCUAGUGCUCGACUGUUGCUGGGCCGUGUCGCGAGGGGGACGCCGGCGCUUCGGAAACAUGGCCGGGGUGUUUCGAGUGAUGGCAUUCGGAGUUCGAGCGUUGGAUAAGAAAGACGUAGAUCCUCUUUUCAUGGUCAAGCUGGCUAAGAUUGCCACGGCCGAGAUGAUCUCCUCCAAGGAGCUAAAUGCUGACUGGCAAAGAGCUGCAGCAGGCCUACUUGUUUCAAUAGGCUCACAUUUGCCCGACUUAAUGAUGGAAGAAAUAUUUCUUCAUUUGUCAGGGUCAAAUCCAGCUCUACCAGCUAUGGUUCAAAUACUUGCAGAUUUUGCUGCUGCUGAUGUGUUGCAGUUCACUCCACGAUUGAAAGGUGUACUUUCACGAGUUCUGCCUAUUCUUGGAAAUGUGAGAGAUGCCCACCGGCCAAUUUUUGCAAAUGCAUUCAAGUGCUGGUGUCAGGCUGUAUGGCAAUAUAGUGUGGACUUUCCUUCGUAUACACCUCUCGGUGGUGAUGUCAUGUCAUUUCUGAAUUCUGCUUUUGAGCUUUUAUUGAGAGUUUGGGCAGCUUCGCGGGAAAUAAAGGUGCGCAUAUCUUCUGUGGAGGCCUUAGGUCAGAUGGUUGGCCUUGUCACCCGUACGCAAUUAAAGGCAGCUUUACCCAGACUUGUCCCUACAAUUUUGGAAUUAUAUAAAAAAGAUCAAGAUAUUGCCUUCCUGGCAACGUGUAGUCUCCACAAUCUCUUAAAUGCCUCUUUGCUGUCAGAAAGUGGUCCUCCUUUGCUUGAUUUUGAGGACCUCACAGUUAUUCUAUCAACACUUCUCCCAGUGGUUUGCAUAAAUGGCGAUAGCAAAGAGCAUUCAGAUUUCUCAGUGGCUCUGAAGACAUAUAAUGAGGUCCAGCGCUGCUUUCUGACGGUUGGCUUAGUAUAUCCAGAGGAUUUAUUCAUGUUCCUUCUGAAUAAAUGCAGGUUGAAGGAAGAACCUUUGACGUUUGGUGCACUUAGUGUUUUAAAGCAUCUAUUGCCCAGGUUGUCUGAAGCAUGGCACAGUAAAAGGCCUUUACUUGUUGAAGCUGUAAAUUUUUUGCUAGAUGAACAAAAUUUAGGUGUACAAAAGGCGCUUGCAGAGUUGAUCGUGGUUAUGGCUUUGCAUUGUUACUUGGUUGGUCCAUCUGGGGAGUUGUUUGUUGAAUAUCUUGUGCGGCAUUGUUCUCUACCAGAUCAAGAUAGAAACGAGCUUCAGAGCUCCAAGGAAGUCUUUGGGUCUAGCGGCACAAAUAUUCCUUUCCAGUACAAGAGAUCAGAGGUGAAAAUUGGGGCAGUUCGUCCUACAGAGUUGAGAGCUAUCUGUGAAAAGGGUCUUCUUUUGUUGACAAUCACAAUUCCUGAAAUGGAGCAUAUUCUUUGGCCUUUUCUGUUGAAGAUGAUUAUUCCACGGGAUUAUACUGGAGCAGCUGCCACGGUUUGCAGAUGUAUUUCAGAAUUGUGCAGGCAUAGAUCUUCUAAUAGCGAUACUAUGCUUAGUGAGUGUAAAGCUCGCUCCGAUAUACCAAAUCCCGAGGAGCUUUUUGCUCGCUUUGUGGUGCGUUUGCAUGAUCCUUUGGCAAGGGAGCAGCUGGCAACUCAGAUUUUGACGGUCCUUUGUUUUCUGGCUCCUCUCUUCCCAAAAAAUAUCAACAUGUUUUGGCAAGAUGAGAUUCCGAAAAUGAAGGCAUAUGUUAGUGACACGGAAGACCUAAAGCAGGAUUCUUCCUAUCAAGAGACUUGGGAUGACAUGAUAAUAAAUUUUCUUACAGAAUCUUUGGAUGUAAUUCAAGACACCAACUGGGUGAUAUCUCUGGGAAAUGCAUUCACCAAACAAUAUGAGCUUUAUACUUCUGAUGAUGAACAUUCUGCACUUCUGCACCGGUGCUUGGGUGUGCUUCUUCAAAAGGUCAAUGACAGGGCUUAUGUUCGUGAUAAGAUAGAUUGGAUGUAUAAACAAGCUAACAUUGCAAUUCCAAUGAAUAGGCUCGGUUUGGCCAAAGCCAUGGGAUUGGUUGCAGCAUCCCACUUGGAUACUGUGCUAGACAAACUGAAAGAUAUUCUAGAUAAUGUUGAGCAAAGUAUCUUUCAAAGGUUCCUAUCUUUUUUCUCCGAUAGCUUUAAAACAGAAGAGUCAGAUGAUAUACAUGCUGCUUUGGCUCUAAUGUAUGGAUACGCUGCAAAGUAUGCUCCAUCAACAGUUAUCGAAGCCAGGAUAGAUGCACUUAUUGGGACUAAUAUGCUUUCACGGCUUCUUCAUGUUCGUAAUCCUACAGCAAAGCAGGCUGUUAUCACUGCCAUUGAUUUACUAGGUCGUGCUGUCAUUAAUGCUGCGGAUAAUGGUGCAUCAUUUCCUUUGAAAAGAAGGGACCAAAUGCUUGAUUAUACAUUGACCUUAAUGGGCCGAGAGGAUCAAGAUGACAAUGAAGGCUUUGUUGAUUCCAAUCUUGAACUUCUCCACACUCAGGCCCUUGCUUUAAGUGCCUGCACCACCUUGGUUUCUGUGGAGCCAAAACUAACUAUUGAAACACGAAACCUUGUGAUGAAGGCCACCUUAGGGUUCUUUGCUUUGCCAAAUGAUCCGGGAGAUGUUGUCAAUCCCCUUAUUGACAACCUUAUCACUCUUUUGUGUGCAAUUCUUCUAACAAGUGGAGAAGAUGGGAGAAGUCGGGCAGAGCAACUAUUACAUAUGUUGAGACAAAUUGAUCAAUAUGUUUCUUCACCUAUGGAGUAUCAAAGGAGAAGAGGCUGUCGUGCAGUGUAUGAGAUGCUUUUCAAGUUUAGGAUGGUUUGCAUCAGUGGAUAUUGUACGCUGGGCUGCCAUGGAAGUUGCACACAUGGCAAGCAAGUUGACCGUGCUAUACAUGGGAAUUUUUCCAACUUACCAUCGGCAUUUGUAUUGCCAAGUCGUGAAGCGUUGUAUUUGGGGGAUAGGGUUGUCAUGUAUCUUCCACGUUGUGCAGAUACUGAUUCUGAAGUUCGAAAAGUUUCUGCACUGAUCCUUGAUCAACUCUUCAGCAUCUCUCUUUCACUUCCAAGGCCUGCAGCUUCUAAUUUUGGUAUGGAUAUGGAAAUGUCCUAUGGUGCUUUGUCCUCCCUUGAGGAUGUUAUAGCCAUCUUGAAGAGUGAUACAUCUAUUGAUCCAUCAGAGGUUUUCAACAGAAUUAUUUCCUCUGUCUGUAUUUUAUUAACAAAGGAUGAGCUUGUUGCUACCCUGUAUGGUUGCACAUCAGCUAUAUGUGAUAAGAUCAAGCAGUCAGCUGAAGGGGUUAUACAAGCUAUCAUUGAAUUUGUUACAAAGAGGGGAAAUGAGCUGAGUGAAAGUGAUAUUUCAAGGACCACCCAAUCUUUGCUCUCUGCUACAGUUACUGUAACUGAGAAGCAUUUACGCCUGGAAAUUCUUGGUGCUAUUUCAUCUCUAGCUGAGAACACUAGUUCACAAAUUGUUUUUAAUGAAGUAUUGGCUGCUGCUGGAAGGGAUAUAGUGACAAAGGACAUAUCUAGAUUACGCGGUGGCUGGUCAAUGCAGGAUGCAUUUUAUGCAUUUUCCCAGCAUUCAGUGCUUUCACCUUUGUUCCUGGAGCAUGUGAUAUUUGUUCUUAGCCAGACUCCAAUUAUUAAAGGUGAUUCAAGGAAAGGAGAGAACUCUGGCCAUCUUGUUGAUGGUCAGAUAGAAAAUGACAUUCUGCAAGCUGCUAUUUUUUCUCUCACUGCAUUUUUCAGAGGUGGUGGUAAAGUCGGAAAGAAAGCUGUUGAACAAAAGUAUGCUUCCGUUCUUGCAGAACUUACUCUCCAAUUGGGUAGUUGUCAUGGUCUAGCUAGCACUGGUCAGCAUGAACCACUACGGGCUCUUCUAACUGCAUUUCAGUCAUUCUGUGAAUGUGUUGGAGACCUUGAAAUGGGAAAGAUUUUAGCCAGAGAUGGAGAGCAAAAUGAAAAUGAGAGGUGGAUCAAUCUUAUUGGAGACAUAGCUGGCUGCAUUUCUAUAAAGAGACCGAAAGAGGUUGAAAGUAUUUGUAUCAUUUUGAGUAAAUCCCUAAAUCGACAGCAAAGAUACCAAAGGCAAGCUGCAGCUGCUGCAUUGUCAGAAUUUGUUCGUUAUAGUGGUGGAUUUGGUGCCCUAUUGGAGGAGAUGGUGGAGGUGUUGUGUCGACAUGUAUCAGAUGACACUCCAACUGUUAGACGCCUGUGUUUGAGAGGACUAGUACAGAUUCCAUCUAUUAAUAUUCUGCAGUAUACAUCUCAAGUGCUGGGUGUAAUAUUAGCUUUACUCGACGAUUUAGAUGAACUUGUGCAGUUAACUGCAGUGUCAUGCUUGCUAAAGAUACUUGAGUCAUCACCCAGUGAUGCAGCAGUGGAACCCAUUUUGCUUAAUCUUUCUUUACGGCUCCGCAAUCUUCAAAUAUGCAUGAACACAAAGAUGCGAGCCAAUGCUUUUGCAGCAUUUGGAGCAUUAAGCAACUAUGGAUUUGGGGCACAGCAUGAGGCAUUUCUUGAACAGGUACAUGCUGCCAUCCCCCGAUUGGUUCUGCAUCUUCAUGAUGAUGACAUUAAUGUCCGUCAGGCAUGCCGGAAUACUUUUAAACGGAUUUCGCCCCUGUUGGAAACACAAGGAUUGGUUUCCAUGUUUAACACACAUUGUUUCAAUUCUGAUCACCGAGGUGACUAUGAGGACUUUGUCAGAGAUCUUACAAAGCAACUUACUCAACAUCUUACCUCCAGAGUUGAUACUUACAUGGCAUCAACAAUACAGGCUUUUGAUGCACCGUGGCCAAUAAUUCAGGCAAAUGCUGUUUACUUCUCCAGUAGCAUGCUCUCUCUUUCAGAUGAUCAGCCCAUUUUAUCUCGUUACUAUACACAGGUGUUUGGGAUUUUGGUAGGGAAACUGAGCCGCUCUGCAGAUGCAAUUGUUAGAGCGACAAGCUCUUCGGCCCUGGGUUUGUUACUAAAAUCCUCCAAUCCACUCUCAUGGAGAGUAGAUCGACUUGAUCGCACUGACUCUAGUCGAAGGGCUCACGAUUCAGAGUCUCCUAAGAAAUAGCAACAAAUAAACGUGGAUGAAAAUGAAUGUGUUGACUUGUGAGCUUUGAGACCUGUCCCCAUUUUCGUUACAAAAGUGAUUGACUCGGUUCUCGUUGGUGACAAAAGAGUUAUGAGAAAUUGCAAUGAACAAGGGAAAGUGAGGAUUGCAACUGAAGCACAUUAGGCAAUUUCUGGAGCUCUGUAUCUACGUUCAUAAAAAUGUACAUUUCUCUGUAGUGUAUCUAUAGUGAGCCUAAGUCGUUUGUUGAAAGCUUGUAACUGCAGUUUUGUACACUAAUAUUUUGUGCCAAAGGUCCUGUUUGAAUUUUAGGUUUGUUGGAGAUGUAACAAUAGUGUAAAGUUGCAUAUGACAUGAGAAAGGCUCGCCGAUACCACAUAUCCAUUUUCUCCAUGAGAAAUAAUAUUGUAGAUCUUUUUCCUAUC